Messenger RNA from Nothobranchius furzeri (turquoise killifish), 1892 nucleotides. RefSeq names its product cytochrome P450, family 11, subfamily C, polypeptide 1 (gene cyp11c1). Lineage: Eukaryota; Metazoa; Chordata; Actinopteri; Cyprinodontiformes; Nothobranchiidae. Gene Ontology annotation, molecular function: heme binding; monooxygenase activity; oxidoreductase activity, acting on paired donors, with incorporation or reduction of molecular oxygen. Gene Ontology annotation, biological process: cholesterol metabolic process; C21-steroid hormone biosynthetic process; cellular response to peptide hormone stimulus. Gene Ontology annotation, cellular component: mitochondrial inner membrane. The record is from RefSeq and is a predicted model, not a curated record.
GUCCUUCUCUUGAACUUUUGAUGCUCGAUUCAUAAAUCAUCGCAUCCUAUCAGUUCAUCAGAGUGAUAAGAGUCAAGGUUCUGCAUGAGGUUGGAGUCAGAGCCGGGAAAUAACCAGUCCCACAACAGCGCGUGUCACAUCUCUGGAUGAGACUGACCAGCGACGUCUCGUUUGGACCAUGAGGAGAAUGUCAGUGGUGCAGGGUAUGUCUGGGUCCAGAUUUGUAGCCUUUGCUCAGCAGAAGGGUCUUUGUAUGACUGCAGCAGGUGCUGUGGUGGACGGAAACGUAGAAGGGGGGAAAGGAGCUUUGAAAGAUGUGAGGAAGAGGGAUGUGGAUGGACGGGUGCGCAGCUUUGAGGAGAUCCCUCACACCGGGAGGAAUGGAUGGAUCAACCUGGUGAAGUUCUGGAGAGAAAACCGUUUUCAGCAGCUUCACAAACACAUGGAGCAGACAUUCAACGCCCUUGGCCCCAUCUACAGGGAGACCGUGGGCACGCUCAGCAGUGUGAACAUCUUGUUGCCAUCUGACAUCAGUGAGCUGUUCAAGUCUGAGGGGCUGCACCCUCGUCGGAUGACCCUGCAGCCGUGGGCCACACAUCGGGAGAUACGCAAUCACAGAAAGGGACUCUUCCUCAAAAACGGCGAGGAGUGGCGAUCCGACCGUCUCCAGCUCAAUAAGGAGGUGAUGCUGAGUGAAGCCAUGAAGCGCUUCCUCCCUCUCCUUGAUGACGUGGCGAAAGACUUCUGCAGAAUGCUGCAGGGAAAAGUGGAGAGGGACGGGAGAGGAAAGGAAAGCAAGAGCACCCUCACCUUCGAUCCCAGCCCUGACCUUUUUCGCUUUGCACUGGAAGCCAGUUGUCAUGUGAUCUAUGGGGAGCGCAUCGGCCUGUUCUCGUCAUCUCCGUCUCUGGAGUCCCAGAAGUUCAUCUGGGCAGUGGAGCGGAUGCUGACCACCACCCCUCCCCUUCUUUACAUCCCCCCUCGCCUGCUGGUGCAAGUCGGGGCUUCUCUGUGGACUCAGCACGCCACGGCAUGGGACCACAUCUUCAGUCAUGCGGAGGCAAGGAUCCAGAAGGCCUAUCAGCGCCUGACAUCCUCCCAGGGUCAGGGGUCAGUGACCAAGGGCCAGUACAACGGAGUUCUGGGGCAGCUCAUGGAGAAAGGGCAGCUAUCCUUAGACCUGAUCAAGGCUAACAUCACAGAGCUGAUGGCUGGAGGGGUUGAUACGACAGCCGUCCCCCUGCAGUUCGCUCUGUUUGAGCUGGGACGCAACCCAGAGGUGCAGGACAUGGUGAGACAGCAGGUGAGGACAUCCUGGGCGCAGGCAGGUGGUGAUCCUCAGAAAGCCCUGCAGGGGGCGCCGCUACUGAAAGCCACAGUCAAAGAAGUUCUCAGGUUAUACCCGGUUGGAAUCACGGUUCAGCGGUAUCCUGUUACGGAUAUUGUUCUCCAGAAUUAUCACAUACCUGCAGGGACCAUGGUUCAAGCCUGCCUCUACCCGAUGGGAAGGAGCACCCAGGUGUUUGAGGAUCCACUGCGCUUCGAUCCCGGUCGGUGGCUGGGCAGCAGGAGAGGAGACGGGGCCGGGUUUCGCUCUCUGUCUUUUGGAUUCGGGGCGAGACAGUGUGUUGGGAGGAGGAUUGCUGAGAAUGAGAUGCAGCUCUUGCUCAUGCACAUCCUGUUGAACUUCCGUCUCAGCGUGCCGUCCUCAGAUGACCUCAAAACCAACCUCACCCUCAUCCUGCAGCCAGAGACGCCACCCAAGAUCACCUUCAGCCAGCUCUGACACAGACGCCUGAAACGUUUAUUCACACAGUUCAGCACGGUGUUGUGAUGAGGUUUAAAUCAGUUAGAGUCCAAUAAAAAAGAAUCUCUCCUCUUGAUUGAAUUGA